Messenger RNA from Candidozyma auris, 489 nucleotides. Its product is annotated as glutathione peroxidase. NCBI's taxonomy places the organism in Eukaryota, Fungi, Ascomycota, Pichiomycetes, Serinales, Metschnikowiaceae. Bases 1 to 489 code for a protein of 162 amino acids. The transcript has a single exon. Gene Ontology annotation, molecular function: glutathione peroxidase activity. Gene Ontology annotation, biological process: response to oxidative stress. The record is from RefSeq and is a predicted model, not a curated record.
AUGCUGGCAUUUCACAAGUUGACUACCCUAGAUAGUCGUCUGCAAUUGUAUAGCUUCGACUCGUUGAAAGGGAAAGUUGUGCUCGUCGUCAAUGUCGCGUCUCUUUGUGGCUUCUCUCACCAAUAUGAUGAUUUGGAGAAGCUAUAUCAGAAAUAUCAUUCCAAAGGUUUGGAGAUUCUAGCGUUUCCUUGCAAUCAAUUUGGUGGCCAGGAACCUGAAGACGCCGACGCUCUCGAGAGAGUCAUUAGAGAUAAGUUUAACUGCACGUUCCCAAUCAUGAGAAAGUGCACUGUCAAUGGCGACGAUACGAACCCCGUGUACAUAUAUUUGAAACUGCAAAAGCGUGGUCACUUGGGCUUUGAAGGCAUACUAUGGAACUUCGAAAAGUUCUUGAUCGACAAAAACGGAAACGUGAGACACAGAUAUGUUUCUGGCGUGAGCCCUUUACAACUACAACCCGUCAUUGAAUCACUACUAGGUGAAGCAUGA